AUGUCUUUGUUAGACCUUUCCUGUCCCCUCGCUUGGCCUUCGACGAGCACUAGCACUGACUACCCACUGCGGCAGAGGACGGGCGAAUCCCCUAGGGAGACAGUACGCCGCCUAUACUGGGAAACACUCUGGCUUCCCGAGGAACUUGUCGCUUUGCAGUCUGUAGUGCCCGCACUGCGCCGUUUGCCUGGGGGAGUGUUAGUGGAUCAUUUGGGAGAGGUGUUCUUGCCUUUGGACGGGAUUGAGAGGAAGUAUAGGGUUGGGAUGCCUUUUCUUCUCAGCGCUCAGACUGGGGCUGGGGCUGGGGGGGAGGCGGAGGCGGAGGCGCAUGAACUAGGACAAGGGGAGGGGGAGGGGGAGGAGGUGCGCAUGAUGAGGUUCGUUUACAAGUUGAGGGAGCGGGCGGGGGUGGGCGGGGGUGGUGUGCACGAGGGAGGCGGAGAGGGGGACGGGGAGGAGUUGGAGGAGGACAGGGAGAGGGAUAAGAGAGAAUGGUUUGACCAGCUUGAGAGACGCGAAGUACAGCUCCAACUCCUUCUCCGCUUAUUACAAGUCACCCUCCCCCCCGCACGUUCUCCCAGGAAACGUAAGCGCCCCUCCCCCUCUCACGCGCACGCACGCACCCCCGUAGAGGAAAUCGACAUCCUCUCCGACAGACUAGCGAUCUGGCAUGCCCUAGGCUCCGUCCUCCGUCCCCCUCCCGGACCCGGGAGUACCCAGGCAGAGGCAGGGGAAAGGGAAAGGGACUGGGUGACAGCGUGGGCCGAAGAUGUGCUUGGACCGUUGUUUGACGGCACGGGGGCGGAGGGGCUCGUCAGGGGGUUUAGGGAGAAACUGGAUCCUACGAUCUCUCCUCCCAGCUCGCCGGUGUCUUCCUCUGGGGAGGUCGUGCUUCCCCUACCAGUACCGGGAGCGCUCGAUCCUGACACUGCGGCCUCGAGGAGUGGUUCCUUUACCUCGGUCAACCUCGGAGCAGGAGGGGCAGGAGUAGGAGUAGGAACAGGCACAGCAGCAGCAGCAGCAGCAGGGUACAGACGAAGCAUGUCCGUCUCGAGCACCCAGUCUUCCCGGAGCGUCAUCAGUGUGAGCGGAACGCGGACAGGGGUGAACAAUAGCAAGAACUGGGCGGGGAAGGAGGUGAGGAUGGGUAGGCGGGCUAUUGGGGGUGCGAGACCUAGGCAGGCGAGCUUGCCCCCUGCUCCCCCGCCCCCGCAGCCUGCGAGACCGUUCAGACGCGCGGAAUCCCAGAUGCUGGUCAUGUCCACUCCUGUGAAGAAACCGAUACCCAGACCAGAACCAUCCAGCGCUGACGAAGUGAUGGAGACGCCGCAAAAGGGAGUCUAA
Molecule: messenger RNA, 1344 nt
Organism: Dacryopinax primogenitus
Lineage: Eukaryota; Fungi; Basidiomycota; Dacrymycetes; Dacrymycetales; Dacrymycetaceae
Exons: 5
Coding region: 1-1344 (447 amino acids)
Source: RefSeq, a predicted model, not a curated record